This is a messenger RNA of Tarenaya hassleriana, 2728 nucleotides long. Its product is annotated as G-type lectin S-receptor-like serine/threonine-protein kinase At1g11410. Bases 16 to 2568 code for a protein of 850 amino acids. The transcript has 6 exons. Lineage: Eukaryota; Viridiplantae; Streptophyta; Magnoliopsida; Brassicales; Cleomaceae. The record is from RefSeq and is a predicted model, not a curated record. Gene Ontology annotation, molecular function: ATP binding; protein serine/threonine kinase activity. Gene Ontology annotation, biological process: protein phosphorylation; recognition of pollen.
AACAAAAAUCCAACCAUGGAUCUGCAGAAAAUGUUGCCUCUUGUCAAGAUACUUCUCAUCUUCUUCAUCGGUUCUUGCAGCUCAAGCGAUGACGCAAUCCUCAGAUCAAAGCCCUUGAGAGACGGCGACAUCGUCUACUCAAAAGGGAGGAAAUUCGCCUUUGGAUUCUUCAGCCUGGGGAACUCGAAAAGACGGUAUGUCGGGAUUUGGUAUGCUCAAGUUUCAGAGCAAACCAUUGUUUGGGUUGCAAACAGAGACCAUCCAAUUGAUGAUACAUCAGGAGUUGUCAGACUCAGCAGCGGAGGAAAUCUCUGUGUAUAUGCAAGAAUCGAUGGAACAGAACCUGUUUGGUCCACGGACGUUUCGGAUACUGUCUCAGGACAAGCUCUUGUUGCUUACCUUACUGAUUUAGGCAACCUUGUUUUGGUUGAUCCUGUCACCAAAAAUGUUUUCUGGCAGAGUUUUGAUUAUCCUACAAACACUAUGCUUCCGUUUUUGAAACUCGGGUUUACACAAAAAGACGGUAAGGAUAGGUCUCUAACCUCAUGGAAAUCUCCUGAUGAUCCGGGUUCCGGAAACUUCUCGUAUCGGAUAACCCGAAAUGGGUUUCCACAGUUGAUUUUGUACAAUGGGUUAACCCCGUUGUGGCGAACCGGGACCUGGACAGGGCAGAGAUGGAGCGGUGUACCCGAGAUGACAAACAGAUUCAUCUUUAACGUUACCUUUGUGAAUAACCUGAGUGAAACAUCAAUCGUGUAUGGUGUGAUAGAUCCGUCAAUCAUUACAAGAAUGGUUAUAAACGAGACUGGAACCCAGCAAAGGUUCACAUGGAAUGGAAGGGAGAAGAAGUGGAUCGGGUUUUGGUCCGCCCCGAAAGAGCAAUGCGAUUAUUACGCUCAUUGUGGACUCAAUGGUUACUGUGAUCCCACGAGUUCAGACAUGUUUGAGUGCAAAUGCUUGCCGGGGUUUGAGCCAAAGUCACCUCGUGAUUGGUUCUUAAGGGAUGCUUCCAGUGGAUGCCUGAAGAAAAACACGUCUCAAAACCCUGGAAUGUGUCGGGGUAGAGAAGGGUUUGCGAAGUUAGAGCAUGUGAAGAUUCCCGACACAUGUUUUGCGAGAGUGGAUCUGAAUAUAACAUUGAAGGAAUGUAAAGCAAAGUGUUUGAAGAACUGUUCUUGCGUUGCGUACGCAAGUGCAUACCACGAGAUAGAAGGUGCUACUACAGGUUGCUUGACAUGGCAUGGAGGCAUGCUUGAUACGAGGAUUUACGUUAACUCGGGACAAGAUUUCUACGUACGUGUAGACGCGGAUGAGUUAGCAAGGUGGAACAAGAAAACAACGUUAGGGAAAAGGAGAGUGAUCUCAGCUCUACUCAGUUCGGUUGCCGCGAUACUCUUACUAAGCGGACUUAUGCUCUGUUUCGUAAUAAUGAAGCGAAGAGAGUCUAAAAGGCGAAGCAUAACUUCGAUAGCUUUUACAGAGAGUUCUUUAAAUCUCGAAGAUUCUUUCAGCGAAGAACAGUUUGACGAAAAGGGACGAAAGCGGGAUUUACCUUCCUUCGAGCUUAACAUAGUUGCUUCAGCAACAAAGAACUUCUCUUCUGAUAACAAACUCGGAGAAGGCGGUUUCGGGUCUGUCUACAAGGGGUUAUUACACAAUGGAACAGAGAUAGCGGUGAAGAGGUUGUCGAGGAACUCAGGGCAAGGAGUAGAAGAGUUCAUGAAUGAGGUGAAGCUGAUAUCGAAGUUGCAACACCGAAAUCUCGUGAGGAUUUUCGGGUGUUGUGUCGAGGCGGAAGAGAAGAUGUUGAUUUAUGAGUACUUACCGAACAAGAGUUUGGACUAUUUCAUUUUCAAUGAGGAAAGAAGAUCAAUGCUGGAUUGGCGAAAACGGGUGGAAAUAAUCCGAGGGGUCGCUCGGGGAAUCUUGUAUCUUCAUCAGGAUUCAAGGCUUAGAAUCAUCCAUAGAGAUCUCAAGGCGAGCAACGUUCUCCUCGACAACGAAAUGAACCCGAAAAUCGCUGAUUUCGGCAUGGCCAGGAUUUUCGGAGGCAACCAAAUAGAAGGCAGCACGAAGCGUGUCGUAGGGACAUACGGAUAUAUGUCUCCAGAAUACGCAAUGGACGGACAAUUCUCCGUGAAAUCCGACGUGUAUAGCUUCGGAGUUUUGAUGUUAGAGAUCGUAACAGGCAAGAAAAACAAUGGCUUCUACGACGAAAACCCUUCUUCUAACCUGGUCGGACAUGUUUGGGAUUUAUGGAACGAGGGAAAAGUUUCAAAGCUCGUAGACAAAUCCAUGGAAAAGACGGCGUGUAAUGAAGAAGAAAUCUCGAGGUUCAUGCAAAUAGGGUUGCUGUGCGUGCAAGAAAGCGCAACAGACAGGCCGACAAUGUACACUGUGGUCUUCAUGUUGGGUAAUAACACAACGGUUCUUCCGUCUCCGAAGCAUCCUGCGUUUACGAUUAGGAAGAGAAGCAGCAGCAACAAUGGCGGAUCUGCUCCGUGGCCGAGUGGGGAAACCAGUGGUUCUGUGAACGAUGUUACGAUCACCAUGGUGCAUGGUCGCUAAGGAUAAUGAAUAUCACAAACAUAGAAAGUUGUUAUUGGUAUAUAUUUGCUCAAGGAAAUGUAUAUGUGCAUGUCUAAAUGCGGAUGUUUUGAUCAAAUGGGUUUUUAGAUUUGUAUGAAACUUAUGAUUAUUAAUAUGAUUUGGGAGAAUUAUAAAUUUA